AACCCCGAGGUGAGCCUAGCUCCCCAAGGCGCUCGCCUAGGUGCGCUUUGGCCAUAAGGCGGUGGCGUCAAAGGCGAUGCAAAGGCGCGCCUUGGAGACCCUAUGUUACCCGGCACUAAACCAGGCGCAAGGCACAGCUGGUCCUGUCUCUAUCACUGCCUAUGCCGACCAUAACCAUACUCCCCUCCAAGCUCUCUCUUCCACUGGUGUGGAUGCUGUGCACAUCGUUCCCUAUUUCACAGACGUGUGUUCAGAUGUGCAGACGUGGCAUGAUAAGAAUCCUCCUCAGGCUGCUGCUAUAAUGAUGAUCAUAUCUAAUGAUGUGGAUUUGUAUGAACAUUCGCUUGUCGAGCUACUCCAAGAGAAUAAUUACAACCUUUCUGUGGCUUAUUCAUUUAGGCCUACCAAAAUGUCAUUCCUCCUCACUUCUGCAGAGUGGCUCUGGGACAGAUUACUUGCAGUUUCAGAGAAAAGUGCACACUUUCUUCACAAGUGCAGUGAAAGUGAAAGCUGUGCACCUACUACAGCAACGUUUUAUUGCAAUUUCUGCCGCUUUUCUACCAAAAGCAUUGAUAAUUUCAGGACACAUCUCUCAACUGAUGAAGAACAUGCAAAAGAAGAGAAGAGAAUUCCUGCGUUUCAUAAUUCCACAAUUCAGAGCCACAGGCUAUUCCGAGUAGCUCAGUACGGUCGAGAUCAUUGGCGUGAGGCUAAAAAGUAUCGAAAGAGCAAACGUAUGAAGAAAGCGAUCCGGACGGGUUUUGGUCUUCUUGAUAAGAAGUUACGUCUUACAAAACUAUAGAUUACACACAUCAUUAUGAAAUUUGAGUUAUGCUCAUAAUUAUGAUAGCGGUCAAAAUAUGUAAUAGUUAUAUGUCGUCUAUAUGUUAAUCUAGACGAAUAGAUUUCUCAAAGAA
Brassica oleracea var. oleracea is the source of this 917-nucleotide messenger RNA. RefSeq lists its product as uncharacterized. The transcript is spliced from 6 exons. Gene Ontology annotation, cellular component: peroxisome. Gene Ontology annotation, biological process: regulation of gene expression. The record is from RefSeq and is a predicted model, not a curated record. NCBI's taxonomy places the organism in Eukaryota, Viridiplantae, Streptophyta, Magnoliopsida, Brassicales, Brassicaceae. The coding region runs from base 77 to 802 and encodes 241 amino acids.